Messenger RNA from Pollicipes pollicipes, 889 nucleotides. RefSeq names its product protein FAM92A-A-like. The record is from RefSeq and is a predicted model, not a curated record. Bases 2 to 889 code for a protein of 295 amino acids. The transcript is spliced from 2 exons. NCBI's taxonomy places the organism in Eukaryota, Metazoa, Arthropoda, Thecostraca, Pollicipedomorpha, Pollicipedidae. Gene Ontology annotation, cellular component: ciliary transition zone; ciliary basal body. Gene Ontology annotation, biological process: cilium assembly.
UAUGACUAGCCAUUCCGUGAGUGAAACACAAGCUAAGUUCAUUCAUAGCCGAAUCGAUAAUGUUGAGCAUCACUUUGGUCUCAUGUGCGAAAGCUUUGCUAGGACAGCAAGAAAAAAUGCCAAGUGUCGAGACGCCGUGGAUGAUCUUGCCAGAACUAUCGUGGCAUACGCUGAUACGGAAACCUUGAACCGUACCAUGAGAGCUCAAGUUACGCACUUAGCUGAUACAUUAUGUGGCAUCGCGGACUUGCAACAGGCUUUGGUCCAAAGAAUAGAAAUGAGAGUAGUUGGCGGCCUUUCAGCGUAUGAAGAGGCAUGCAAACACGCCCGAAGUGACUUGACGUCAUCGUUCAAGGCUCAAGGUAGGGAGGCCAAAACAGGUCGAAAACUUGAUUCAGUUCGGGAGAGGGCUCCAGAUGAUCUAAGACAAGUUUCUGUCGCCGAGGCACAGCUUCAAAGGGCAGUAUUUGAUGUGGCCAGAACACAUGCAGCCUUAGAAGAAAGCAUGGAGUACUUUGAAAUGAAAAAGCUCCGUGACCUGAGGAGAAUUCUUCUGGAGUUUUGUCACUCGCAGUUGACUUUUCAUGGACGGAGCCUCGAAAUGUUUACACGCUCAUACAACCUAGUGGAAGAAAUUCAGAUAGAAGCAGACGUAGAGGAGUUCAAAAAGGCUUUGAUGUUUCCUUCAGGGAAUUUGCAAUAUCGAACACCAGAAAUGAUAAGUCGAAGCAUGACAAAUUUCAGCCAGAUGCCGAUGGGAAGACCUGUUGGUGUAGCCACAAGCAUGGGAAGGAUGGGCAAUCUAUACAACCAAGGCCCUUUAUCGCCUAGCGGAUAUGCGCCUAUGGGUCCCGCCUACAGUGCCCAAGCGCCAAGAUGGCAGAUGUAA